UUGGUCCGGGUGGGGAGCGAGGUGGUUUCUCUACCGAGUACGUCGCCGUCGUCGUCGUCGUCGCCGCCGUAGUACUGGUGUAGAAGUAGUAGUAGUAGUCGACGCCGCCGUCGCCCGUCCGACAGUCGCCGUUCUACAUAGCUGGACGUCUGUCGUUCGCCGUUGUCCGUCCUCUUCGCGCGUCGUGAUCAGUGUUGUGUGUCAGUCCUCUCUUCGCAAUAUUUUCGGCACUGGGUCGCGGGUUCCGGCCGGUCCAGACAGAUCUUUUCCGGUCACCCACCGUCGUCUCGCCUGCGACGGUCAGUGGAUUACACGCGUUGACGGACUUUUAAAAAACGGUCCGAUUCGCCUCCCGGUGCGGAUGGACUGACACGCAGUGUGGAAAUCGCAGUGGAGACCAUCUGACGAUAUGGACAGAACUUUAUGGAAGAAUUCAAUAACUUCAUACGCCGGGUGGUUUACUAACUCAUUACGCCGACGAAGAUCCAUAUUAUUUGGACUUAUACUCACCAUACUUCUUUUUGUAGUAUGUGUACAAUACAACGCGUCUAAUGAUAUAGGUAUCCAAAACAUCCAAAACACCUUAGUAAUGUCUGAGUCUGAUGCUGAUGAACAACCCUUGAAUAAACAUCAACCCCCAGCGCCAAUUUCGGGCACCGUUAGAAAAAUGAAAAAAGAAGAAGAUGUUAAUUUCAUUGAAGAACUGCAGGAGCCAGCCCGUAAAAGCCGCCGGAUUCAAAUCAAUGAACCACAACAAUCACUACCGUAUGUGCCUCCUCAACGAUUAGUACAUAUCGAUUUCAAAGGAGCGCCGCCCAAGCUGAGUUACCUUCAAAAACUUUUCCCUUUAAUAAAAAGAUUCGGUGGUACUGGUCUUUUGCUCGAAUGGGAAGACAUGUUUCCUUGGAGUGGAAGCCUAUCUCCAAUAGCUGCCGGAAACGCGUAUUCAAAAGCAGAAAUUAGAGAAAUAUUAAAAAUGGCCGCGGUGAAUGGACUGGAAGUAAUCCCGCUAAUACAAACGUUUGGUCACGUGGAGUUUGCAUUGAAACUACCGGAUUUCGCCCACCUGAGAGAAGUCCAAGAGUCACCACAAGCACUUUGCCCAUCGUACAACGCUUCUAUGAAGUUUGUUGAACAAAUGGUCGACCAAAUCCUCGAGAUUCACGGGAAUGUUAACUACUUACAUAUUGGCUGUGACGAAGUGUUCCACAUGGGAGAAUGUUUCAGGUGCAGGGCAAAAGCCAGAGAAGAUUUGUUCUUGUCACAUGUCAAGCAAGUGGCUACGUAUGUACGCACUAAAUCCCCAAAUACGAUUCCUAUUAUAUGGGACGACAUGCUGAGACAUUUACCGGUGGCCACAAUGCAGCUAUACGAUAUUGGGAAAUUAGUGGAGCCGAUGGUGUGGGUGUACGCUGAAGACGUGUAUAGAUUUGUGAUGCAAAGUGUUUGGGAAAAGUAUCAAAUAGUAUUCCCGAAUGCGUGGACAGCUAGUGCUUUCAAAGGGGCAUUUGGAGAAACUCUAUACAUUCCAAACGUUAAGAGACAUUUAGAAAACAAUUUAAAUUGGUUACAAUUGAUGUCCAACGAAAAUAGUCGGUUUACAGGUGGUUUCAAAGGAAUCGUCAUAACUGGUUGGCAGAGGUAUGAUCAUUUUGCUGUCCUAUGCGAGGUCCUACCGUCAUCCAUACCAUCGAUGGUCGUUAAUCUUUUGGCAACUACAAAUGGCUACAUGAACCAGUCGCUGCAAACCGAUUUGAACGAAGGACUCAACUGUGGUAUUUUUGGCCACAACAACGAAUAUGACGGAGAUUUCUUAAACUUAAAUAACGAUCCUCAUCUUUGGGAUCAGUUUUCGAGAUGCACAUUUCCUGGGAAUACAUUUUUCAGGUUGCUGUACAGAUUACACACAAUUGAAAUAGACUAUAAUGAUUUUAUAUUGGUGACCACAAAGAACCGUGGAUGGAUGACUAGCUACAACGUAGAACAUGAGUUUUCAUCUCCACUUCGUGUCGACGAACUCAUGAAUGAUCAUUCUCGUAUAUACCGAUCGCUUUUAUCGAUGGUUAGACCUUUUCAGGAAUCCAUGACUGGGAUCUUUGAUAAAUAUACCAUAUCCGAAUGGAUAGAACAAAGAAUUUAUCCAAUGAUUAAAGAACUGGAAAAAAUACACAAUGAGGCACGUGACUUAAAAGCAAAAAAGACAUGGCCUAAAAGACCACUUCCUAUGUUGAAAGAAUUAUUAAGGAUUGGAGUUACUGAACGUGAACUUUCUACACCAUCCAAUGAAGGAACGUAAAAAUGUUAUAACUUUAAUUUGACUGUGUUUGUUGUGAACUAGGCAUUAAAAAUAAGUCUUGUAGAUAAAACUAAUUAAUUCUACAAGUAUAUACGAGACUUCAAGACAUGGUAUAAGUUGACAAAGUUUCAGGGUUAUGUGUGAACUGCAUUUCAAAAGGGUAUUAUCGUAAUAUAAGUGAUACUUAGUAAAAUGAUUGAUUAAGUUUGUGCCACCAAGUGUUAGGUUUUGGUCUCUAUAGGAUAUGUGCAAUUUAGUAAAACAAUACAAUAUAAUAAUAAUAAAAAAAAAACUACUAUGUAAAUAUAAACUGACCAAAAUGUAUAAAGUUUAAGAAUAAAACAUGCCACAGCUCUGUCUCCAGUUGGCCCUUGGUCAGGGUGCGCAAAACUGGAGCGAGUAGAUGGUCUAGGAAAAUGCUUCGGAAAUUAAAUGAAGAAAUAAUGCUCGGUAUGAGAUUCAAUCCCACAAGACUUUACACAUAUACACUACGUGCAGUGACACCCAAUACCACUGAGUCACUGUCCACGGCGGUCUUAUAAAUUUAAUCACAUUGCACUCCUAUUUGAGUUGAUGCGUGAGUUAUGCGUAUUGCUUUUGAAAAAUGUGACCGUGUCAAACAUAUAACUUUAUUGGUACAAGAACUUACACAAUAAUCUUGUGCCAUGCAACAGUUUUAUCUUACCUAUUAAAUACUUAUUCAAUGAUUAAGUUUAUAAAAAAAAUUUAUUUAAAUUUUAAUUAGGUUAAAUAUUUGUUGAGUAUUUUUUUUUUUUUAAAUUAGCUUGAAUAACUUUUUUUGUGUUACCUUAUUAAACAUUUAAAUUAUUAUAAAUACUUCUGAAUUUUUAACAUUUUACACUUAAAUAAUUAAUUAAUUGUAUUACCUAAUUGUUUUUUUAAGUAGGUACCUAUCGUUAUGUAAUUUUUUUUAAAGUUUUCUGGUUGCUUUAUCAAUUUUUAUAUUUUGUUACCUUAAUAUAUUAUGUGUAAAAAAAACAUUUAAUCUAAACAUGUGUUUUUUUUAUUCAGAGAUUUGUACAUAAUCAUUAGGCUGUGUUUUAUUUAUUUUGUAUUAUUGUUUCUUUUAAAACAAAUAGGGUGUGCGGAAUAUAUUACAUAAUGACUGAAUUUGAACUAGCUAAUCCGUACUUAGAAAUAAUUAGUUAAAUCACAAUUAUUAAAGUUAACUGAAAAAAAAUGUUUUUCAUUGUUAAAAUAAUAAAAAAUAAUUAUUAAAUUAAAAUAACAUGUCCAAAUAGUUUGUAUUCAACACACCCUUCAGUUUUUGUUUUAAGAGUUAAAAAAUCACUAUUUCUGUCAGUUUUACAUUUUUAAGUACCUAUAUUUGACAAUUGUAAAAUAUUUAUUGCUAUUGAAAUUAAAAAUAUUUAUGAAAUAGUUAUUAACUGUAAUAUAUUUAAUGUGAUAAUAAUAAUUAUUAUUUGUUUUUAAAAAUAUUUCUAUGAAUAAAACAUAUAGAAUUAAAAUGGCAUGACAUGUAAUAUGUGUAUACACUUUCUGUUAUGUUUUCAGAAAAAUAUUUUUCAAUUAAUUAUGUUUUAGAUGAUAAGGUCGAUUAUUAUAUUUAGUUAUAAUUAUAUAGCGUAAAAUUGUAUUAUAUAAAAAGCUCUAUUCAGAUUUUGUAAUAUUCAUUAAUUUAUUUAUUAAAAUAUCCACUCAUUUUAAAAUUCAUAACAUUUUAUGUCAAAUAUGUUGAUUUAAAAUUUAAAUAAUGUGACUUAAUAAAAUUAUUUUAUACCACCAAUAUAAUAUUAUAUAUUUACUUAAUAAUACCUAAUAAUUAAAAUAAACUUUAAUUAUGUGUAACUAUUUGUUAUACAUAAUUAUAACUAUAGAAACUUGAUCAUUUUAUUUUUAACAUAUUAAAGUUAUAAAAUUGUUUCAAUUUCAUAAUUGUAAUAUUAAAAUAAUAUAUGUUGAUAUUUAAUAUUGAAUGGUUUACUGUAGAAUUUGAAUUGUAAAUUUAUAUUUACUAAUUAUGUUGGGAAAAUAAUUACGUAAGGAAUUGUGCCACCAGAAAAUAGUGAGUAAAAUGUUGUACCUAAUCUAUGCCACAUACCUACUUAGACUUUGAAUACUUCUAAAAUUCAAAUGGUGUUUAAUAACUUAAAACAUUAUUAAGCUACCUAGCUACAUGUUUAAAUAAUGGUAUUAUAUUUACUAAUAGAAGAAUUAUAAUUUUAUUUUAUUCACUAAUUUCAUCUUAAAGGGCCUGCCUGUGUGUUUUUCAUAAGGGGCAGUAAUUAGGCAAUAUACAUUAUACAAUUUUGUUCUCCCCCCCCCCCCCCCAUGGCAUUUGUGUUAGUCGUCAACGAUGAUUAGUGUAAGUGUGAUUUUAGACCUGUACAAAUAUGCUAUAUUAAUUAUAGUAAAUUUAUUUAUUUUAUUACUUAGUUAAUAUUCUGAGAAUAUAUAAUUUUUGUUUUGAAUACAUAAUAUAAUAUCAUAUUGAAA
Messenger RNA from Metopolophium dirhodum (rose-grain aphid), 4774 nucleotides. Its product is annotated as hexosaminidase D. The transcript has 6 exons. Bases 410 to 2296 code for a protein of 628 amino acids. Gene Ontology annotation, molecular function: hexosaminidase activity. NCBI's taxonomy places the organism in Eukaryota, Metazoa, Arthropoda, Insecta, Hemiptera, Aphididae. Gene Ontology annotation, biological process: carbohydrate metabolic process. The record is from RefSeq and is a predicted model, not a curated record.